UCGCUCCGCCCCGCCCCGCAGCGGACCAAAAAAAUUCGAAAAUUCUUCAUGGCUUUCUCCAUCUCCCCGUUGCUGGCAAACUCUGCGAUUAUCUGCGUUCUUCUUGUAUUGUUUGCAUCGCACCGGGAUGCUGCUGCUGCUACUGGAUAUAAUUGCUACAAAUCCAUCAUUAACUUCGGCGAUUCCCUCGCCGACACCGGAAACUUCAUUCGCAUGUCGAAUCCUGAAAACAAAGGAGCCACUCCGCCCUACGGAGAAACGUUCUUUCACCGCCCCACCGGCCGCUUCUCCGACGGCCGAUUGAUCAUUGACUUUAUCGCUCAGAGCUUGGGGCUUCCGUUUUUGCGGCCAUAUUUAUCGGCAGAAGACGACGGCGGAGAAGAAAUUAAUUUCGAGAAAGGGGUGAAUUUCGCCGUCGCCGGAGCUACUGCGCUUGAUAUCUCCUUCUUCGAAGAAAGGGGAAUUUAUAAUGCGAUGACAAACACCUCUUUGGGAACACAAUUGGACUGGUUCCAGGAAUCUUUCUGCACCAACACUCAUUCUGCAGACUGCAAAGAAAAAUUGCAAAGCUCUCUUGUACUGAUGGGAGAGAUUGGGGGCAAUGACUACAAUUAUGCAUUCAUGCAAGGCAUUCCUAGAGAAGAGAUCUCAUCUUUUGUUCCCAAAAUUAUUUCCACCAUUAGUUCUGCUAUUACGAAACUGAUUGAAUUUGGAGCGCAAAGCGUGGUUGUUCCAGGAAAUUUCCCUAUUGGAUGUUUACCGCUUUACUUGUUCUUCUUUAAAGGUUCAAAUCAGAGCGAGUACGACUCUAAAACCGGUUGCAUAAAUUGGUUAAACGAGUUCUCCAUGUACCAUAAUGAGCAACUUAAACGAGAGUUGAGUCGCCUCCGAGAGCUUCAUCCUAAUACCACCAUAAUUUAUGCGGACUACUACAAUGCAGCCCUGGACUUGUAUAUUUCUCCAAGCAAUUAUGGAUUUAAUAAUACACUAUCAGCAUGUUGUGAAGGAUGUAUGUUAUCAAAAUCAUCAACGGUAUGUGAUGACCCAUCAUCAUUUGUAAACUGGGAUGGCAUCCACUUUACAGAAGCAGCAUAUGAAGCUAUAGCGCAGGGGCUACUUCAUGGGCCAUAUACUUCACCUAAUGUUUAUGAAUUCUGCAUUCUUAAAGGCUCAAGAGGUCAAACAUCAUCGGAUCAUUUAAGAAUGAACAUAUGAUAUGAUGGCAGGUUGGGCAGUUCGAUCAGUUGAUUCUUAGGUGGUAGAUUAUGGACAAUGACAAGAAUAUAAUGAACAUAUGAUGUUGGAUUUUCGGUACGGUAUAAUUAUUUCAUGAUGAGCUUUAUUAUCAUACUCUUCUAAUUUAAAUGGUUUGCUACAAUUACAAAUGAAUGUGAUUGUUGUAAAUCGUUGCAUUUUGUGUAGUUGAUGUGAACAUAUUGUCAUUGUUGUUGUUGCUGCAUGCAUAGUGUUACAGACUUAACGGCGUUUGGUUGGAAGGAAGGAAUUAGGUGAGAAAGGAA
Messenger RNA from Ipomoea triloba (trilobed morning glory), 1520 nucleotides. RefSeq names its product GDSL esterase/lipase At1g28580-like. The coding region runs from base 49 to 1215 and encodes 388 amino acids. The record is from RefSeq and is a predicted model, not a curated record. The transcript is spliced from 5 exons. NCBI's taxonomy places the organism in Eukaryota, Viridiplantae, Streptophyta, Magnoliopsida, Solanales, Convolvulaceae. Gene Ontology annotation, molecular function: hydrolase activity, acting on ester bonds.